Rhodotorula toruloides NP11 is the source of this 777-nucleotide messenger RNA. RefSeq lists its product as uncharacterized. The record is from RefSeq and is a predicted model, not a curated record. Lineage: Eukaryota; Fungi; Basidiomycota; Microbotryomycetes; Sporidiobolales; Sporidiobolaceae. The coding region runs from base 1 to 777 and encodes 258 amino acids. The transcript has 3 exons.
AUGCGCACCGCAACAGCCCGCGCCUCCGUCCUUUAUGGACUAACCAUCUUCGCGGCGGAUCUGUGCGCCGCCGCCCAUGCCUGGCCGGAUAUUCGCGCUGCUGUCCGCGUGUUUGACCAAGUCCUCCUCGGGCUUCCCUUCAAGCGCCUGAGUCCCGCGCACGCCUCCCUCGCCGACUUGCCGAGCGAGCUCGUCGAGCUUUGCAGGCGCUACACCUUCGCUCAGGCCAUCUGUCUCUCGCGAGACCUGAAGGAGUAUUGGACGGACGACCUCGGUGACGAUGGAAACCAGGCGACACGCCAACUCUUGAGCGCUUACAAGCUCGAGAUGCGAGGCCAGCCGUUGAAUCCGUCAAUCCAGCAUACCAACCUUGAACUCGGCGUGGUCGCGCUCGCCAUCCCGGCACAGGUCCACACGAUGUGUUACCGUUACGGCGAGUGCACGUCUGAGAAUCUCUGGGACCGCGACGAGACCGGCGAAUUGUAUUGGAACGAGCAAGACCUGUACGAGAUCGCCUUCAACCUUCCUCAAAGCGCGGCACGUCGCUUCAAGGGUUUCCUCGUCGACUUUGACAUCCCUGUCGUCAAGGUGAGGCACAGAAAAGUCGGAUACACCUACGUGACCGACGCCAGCACGAACGGCGACGUCCAAGGACCGCCUCGCUUCGUCCCGCCCAACCUUGCAAUCUUCGACUGGGCGAGAGGCAUGCAGUUCUCUCGCCCGAGCGACGCCCAGCCGAGCUGGCAACUCUACACCAACGCCCUGAGCUGCGACUAG